This is a messenger RNA of Siniperca chuatsi (mandarin fish), 2614 nucleotides long. Its product is annotated as visual pigment-like receptor peropsin. Gene Ontology annotation, molecular function: G protein-coupled receptor activity. Gene Ontology annotation, cellular component: membrane. Gene Ontology annotation, biological process: G protein-coupled receptor signaling pathway. The transcript has 8 exons. The coding region runs from base 484 to 1416 and encodes 310 amino acids. Lineage: Eukaryota; Metazoa; Chordata; Actinopteri; Centrarchiformes; Sinipercidae. The record is from RefSeq and is a predicted model, not a curated record.
UUGUGGGUUAACUGUACUUGGGUAUCAGAGGGUUUAUUAAUUAAGAGACAUUUUAUCUCUUACCAGGUCAUCGAUGUAAACCUGCCCCGUGAAGGUUAGCUGCAGCAGCAGUGAUAGUAGCAGCAAAAGUAUAGUGGUUGCAAUUCUGGCAUAACUUUCUUAAAAUACAACUGCACAGAGAAAUAACUAAUAAAAACUACAGCUUAAAGACAGAUUGUUUGAAAUAAUAUUUGCAUUUGAUUCCUAAAAUUAGCUUAUCUUCCUUACUGUUGAUGUUACCAUCACCUACAGGAUAAUGGCAGCAGUAGUAGUUAGAAAUAGUAGAAGCACACCCACAACGUGCGUCAGAGCCAUUCUAGUUGAGUUAAAUGGAGCAUGUGAAUUUUAAUUGAAAAUGGUUUUGAUGACACUUAUAUCUGAGCUCUCCACUACAAACACCUAGUAACCGCUGUUGAAGGCUGUGGACUGGCGGCUCACAGAAAAAUGAGUGAGUGGUUUAAUGGGACUGUGUUCAUGGAACGCCCGUGGCCAGAGGCAGAAAAGUGGAUGCUGGUGGCUGUGCUGGGACUGGAGAUGGUCAUGGGAGUGGUGGGAAACUGUCUUGUUCUGCUGGUCAAAGUCAUGUGCAGGGGUCAGUUCUGCUGUCGUUAUUCGCUUCCUUUCAUCAGUCUCACCUUGUCAGAUUUAGGCUGCUCCCUCCUCAUCAUCUCCGGCUCCCUGUUGGCCAUGCUGACAGAAGGUCAGAGGUCACCGUGGUGUGAAGUCGUCAGCCUGCUGAAGUUUGCCUUCAUCACCUCCUCUAUAGGGAGCAUAGCUGUGCUCUGUGUGCAGCGGCUGAUGGGCGUGGCAUCCAGAGGAAAUGCUCUCUUUGUUGUCAUGGUGACAGCGUGCUUGGCUUCUUGGGUGACAGGGGUGGUGUUUGGGAGUGUCCCUGUUUUCUAUGCCUGGAUCAAGUAUGACCCUGCAGAGAUGCUGUGUGCUGUCUUCUGGGAAAGCAGCUACUCAGACAUGUUGGUCUACAUACUCUGUGCUUUAACUGUCUGUAUCUUCCCUCCCUUCCUGGUCAUCUUCUUCUGCUCUCUACUGAGUGCCACCGGCUGCCGAUCGAGCUGCAACAGUGAUGAUGAUGAAGCAGAUCUGUCUGCAGUCACUCCUCUGCUGGUGGCCUCCUACAUGCUCUGCUACACUCCCUUUGUUGUGUCUGAGCUGAUCCUACUGGGCAGGAUGGACCUGUCACCGGCACCUUAUUGGUUAAGGACACUGUCAUCAGUGAUGUCAUACCUGGACUGUGGUCUGAAUCCUCUAAUCUACUGCUCCCAUCAGGACUUCCGGGAGGCGGGCCUGGCCCUGCUGUGGACCAAUAGGAAACCAUCGUCAGAGCCUGUCCUCACUGCUAUCACUAAACAUGACCUGUAAGCAUGUGAAUUUGUUUUUUGGGAUUUCAGAGAAAUGAAAGGCCCACUUCUUUGUUCUCCGUAAGAUAUAUAAUAUCAAGUCUUUUUUCUUUCUUUUUAACAUGUAAAGAAAUAUAUAUUCUAAUUGCUACAUUUUAUUUUUGUUGCAGUCAUCCAAUUUUCCACCUGAAAUGUUUCAAUUAUAAUUUUAUCAGUUCAGACACUACAGGUUUUCUAUACCUUUCAGCCUGAAAUGUUUUUGAAACAAGAACAUACUUUGUAGUAGGUAAUAGUGACACACCCAAACUGUUUUUGUUUCCAGCUUUUAAUGAAAUUAGAAUGAAAUUGGUGUACCAGUAAUUUAUAAUGCGAACACACAAUGUUGACAAUACUCUUUUCCUGAUGAUGUCAUCACCUGGAGCUCAUAGUUUACAGUUAUUUAUAUCUCACUAUGUAGCCCAAGGGUAACUUAUUGCAGUAAACCCAGAAGCAAUGGCGUUAAGUAGGCCACUUACAGUGGAGAUUACAUUUUAUUCUCUGCUGUUCAUGCCAAAGUCACUGUCUUCCAGAAGGCUGUCUAAUGUAAUGUACUACCAGAACUUGGCAGGUACUGAAUCUGAAUUUCUGAGAGAAGAUUGACAAGGUGUUACCUGUUUAACAGCAAGUCAUUAGGGAACUGACAGGACGGUCAGUGUGUGGAUUGUACAUGGUGUUGUAAACUGUUGUUUCAUGUGAAAGAUGAGUGUUGUCUAACAUUGUCUAACAGUAUGUACAUGUAGUAUGUCAGUGUUUUGUCCCUUGGCAUAUAUUUGAAUGCAAUAAAAAGAUUAAGAUUUGGAACGUUGGUAGUUAUACAGUAAGCCACCAAAUGCUCAGUUCCUAAGGAGGGCCCCAGACAGGAUCUUAGAAAAACUGCAGCCAUGAGUUCACACCCCCUCAGCGGUUCCCUCCCCUGCAUUUUUAAUUAUUUGGAUUUUUAAUUUGAAUUAUUCAGUCAGGUGUUUAAUGUUAUUCCCCAGCAUGAAGGUCUAAAUCCUGCUCCAAAUCCACCAAAAAAGCAAGUGGUUAAAAAAUAUUAUUUAUGUUUGUUGCCUAAAACUUGCCAUAUUUACCUUUACAAUGUUUUCACACCUGAAAUGUCCAAAAACCACACGUGCUUAUUUGUGAAUUAAUCACAUGUGAAACAGCAAUGCACAUUAAACGUUAUAUGUGAAAUCUGA